GCGGGGUGCUGCGAGCCGAAUCUCUGGACGCGAAACGUUCUUAAUCUACCGCGGCGACGGGCUCGAGCUGACUGGGCCUCAGGUGGGACGGGCUCACUCUCCCGCCGCAGCCGACGACUCAGGCGCCGUGGGUUGUCGGGCCCGGCCCUGUCGUGGUGCCAGAGAACCGAAGGCCCUGCUAGUCGAGGGAGGGGAGCUGAGGUACCUGUCGCGGCCUGCAGCUUUUACUCCAGGCCGGGCGGAGGCCACACGCACCUUGCCAGCGGGUUUUUCUAGGGGCUCUGUUAUUUGUGACCACAAUGAAAAGUUCAGACAAUGAUGAUGUGAUAACUGACAGACUUCCCAAGCUCAAGAGCUCAAACGAAUGGCUGGAGCCCCAGCCACUUUCCUUCAUGGAGGCAUUGGCUAGAGAAGACAUUGAUGAAGCUGUAUACGUGAUAUUAUUUAGAGAAAAUUAUGUUGCGAAGAGAUUGGAUACGUAUUUUCAGCAUCUGGAUGUUUUUAAGGAAAGAAGAAAAGAGUUGUUACAUAAAAAAUGGACUGAAAAUGUUGCAAAGCCUCUUCAGCAGAGAAUUACAGAAAAAGUAAUUUCAUAUAAAGGGUUGGAAAAAACAAAACAAGAGAAUUCUGAAUAUUUUUUAAAGCACACAAAUAAAACGGAAAUUAUAUUUGGAGACUUUUAUGAUCCUGAAGUAUACAAUCCUUUUUAUAUGACAAAAAAGGACUCAAAUUAUGGAAAGGUUACGGUCCCACCGUUCUGUGAUCCUCUGUUUAGAAGACAGCAAGAGUUGGAUGAAGAGCGGAGGGCUGUUUUUCAGUACAAGACGGGAAAACGAUGUACCUUAAAAGAAUUUAAAGAACUAGAGAAGGCCAGGCAGUAUGCCAGAUUGCCCCAGCUGACUUUCAGUCUCCACAGAGUGGUUCCAAAAGAGCAGCCCAAAGCUUCUGCAAGGCCUGUGGGAAGCAAAACUCGUAGCAAAUGCAGUCCUGAAAAGCUUGUCUGUGCAGAAGAGAAAUAUCCGCCUGAUAAAGAGAAAACGACUAGUGACCUAAGUCAGACUGUUUUUGAAAGGCAGUUUUAUUCCUUGAAGCUUGGCCAGGAGAGUAAAAAGCAUGAAAAGAAGAGUCUGGUUUUAGGAACCAGACGGCCCAGACCCAGAUCCUGGGCGGCUGGGGAAGGCCAGCAGAGGCAGGGGUCACAGCCCGUGGAAGGAAGAGUGAUGACAGCAGAGGUCCUAGGGCAGCACCUGGCCACCCCCGGAACUGCGCCCCAUAAGGGGCUGUUUGUAACAAAGCUUUGCUGACCUUUACUUUGCAGUGUCUCUACAACAGUUAAAACGCUGCCAACAUUUUUUCUCUCCAGAAGUGGAAAAACAGAAGAAAGAAAUAGAAAGUAGAAGAUCAGCAGUUUGCUUUGCUCAGUGCAGCUCAGCCUGACCAGCCAGACUUUCCCUAAAUUGAGGAAUAUCCAAAUAAUAAGUUACUGUUUAUUGAGCUCUCCUUGUGAAUCAGGAACUGCGUGAGUGUCAAUGUACUGCUCAGAUGCUGCCUUGAUCUUCUGGACCCAGGCCGUCCUGGAGGAGAAGCAGAGAGCGCCAUCGGGCAGAUUUCUCACACGUCUCACAGGUCCACCAGGAGCCCCAGAGCUCUGUGCUCGCUAACCUUGGCUUUGAGAAGUUCCCAAUCAUAGACUUCACAGUAAUUCAACUGAAGGACUUGUUUGCUAAUUGAGGAUCAAGCUGAGAAUUUCUAGAAAGUUCUUGACGGCACCAGGCACUUGUCAGGUGCUGGGCGCACAGAGAUGGAAGAUGCAAUGGCAGCUCAGCACGACAAAUGACAGGUUCUAUUGCACAGAGAGCUGUGCACACAGCGGAGGAGGAGCUACACCCAGAGGAUAGAGGACGCGUGGCUGGCCAGGCAGGGAGGGAGGAAGGCACCCAUGCAGAGGGCAGUGGGGGAGGGCAGACAAUCCAGCUGGAGUGCAGGGGUGGGACUGAGACCCAGAGGCACGGGACGGCCCCAGAGAGCAGGCGAAGGCGAACAGACUGUCCCUGAGGGAUUGCAGUAGGAAGUGAGGUGUUGGCUCUCCCACUUCAGAAGAUCCCGAGGAGAGGCUGGAAGCAGGGAAGUGUGUUAGAGGCGUUUGCGGUAACCUGGCACGUCUAAACCGAGGCCUUCCAGUGGGACUGUGGUGGAGGGGGAAUGAGUAGGGCGUGAGCAUGGGCUGGAGGUGGGUUUACGGCGGAGAGGUCGGGCUUUCUCCUAGGCCCCAAGGCAGGUCACGCGUGGUCAGGACUGACCUCUCGUUAACGUUGUCUGUCCGGAGGGUGUAGACCCGGUCAAUGUGAGAAAUGUGGAAGACAGGUUCAUCGCUGGAAGGGUCUGUGGGCAGUUUCACCAAGGCUUCAUUCAGGAAAAUGGGCUGAAAGAAUUAGGGCCAAAACACAGGCUGUGAAAUGGGUCAGAACACUCCUCCCUCCCAUGUCCAGAGAACUGUCUGUUCUGAAGAGCCUUGUAGAGGGGUCCAGCUUCCAGAGUCCUUUACUUAGGAGAAAAGAAACUGCCUCUGUUUCGUGAAAGUAAAUAUCUAGGGUAGAUCAGAUGUUACUAAAGUGGGGACAGGAGCUCCGAGUGUCUGUGACAGCUCACGUGACAGGGUCUCUCCUCCAGGCACUGACACUUGACCCUUCGUGUCAGCCUUGGUUUUACGGAGAGACCCGAUGCUGAAUGUGGAUGGAGGCGGGAUCACACAUCGUGUUUGCUGGGAAGCUGGAAUCCAUAGCUGGAAUCCAGCUGGUGGCUGUCAGAGGGCAGUGAAGGCCCAGCCACACUAGGCUUCUUCCCUGGGAAGUGACAAAGGAAGCGUGAGCCGUCUGGAGGCAGGUGGAGAGAGUCCCAUGAGGACAGGAAAGGCUCAGGCUGGGAAGGAGGUCCUUAAAGGAAACACCUCGUUGUGCUCUUGAUGCUACUGCCAGGAACGUUACACUUACCAUUUUAUACAUUUUGAACUGAGCGUUGGACUUAGAGCUGAAAAGUUUCUCCGAGCCCGAGGAAACAGCAAACUGCUUGACCAUGUAGGUGAGAAGCAGGAAGUCAUUGAAGAGGAACCCGUGCAGCUCCUUGUUGCUCUUGGUCUUGUACAGCUUUCCGCUGUGCAGGAGCUUGCGGGGCCCCAGGCAGUUGGUGAGGGAGUUGAAAACAAGUUGCUUAAAGAGAAAGAAACUGUCACUUUGUAACUCCCAGCACCCCUGGCGAGGCCAGUGCCCUGGACCUGAGGGAGGUGUGGUAGACCCUUCUAGGUGGGAAUGUGGCUGUAAUCAUUCACUUUUACACAAAAGAUCCUUACAUUUAUUUCUCUUCAAAGUUCAAACUGGCACAGUGAAAAUAAUUACUUACAAAACCACAGAAUACUGAUUCUACCGGCUGAAUUCAAAGAACUCAAAACACCUGUCUUUAUGAGAAAGGAGGAUGACAACCCAAGAAUGGGCAGGAUGGUGAGUCUGCAUGGGCUGAGCGGAGGCGUAGACUGUCUACACUAGGGGAAGGCACGAACCUGGUUCCCCACCCAGAGCCUGCCUGGCGGCACCCAGCUCAGCCCCACAGGCCUCACCUCCGCGAGACCUUCACACUGCACGUGAGUCUGGAUCCACUCCAGUCGGUCUGAAUUUUCCUUCUCCCGAACUCCUUCAUUAACUUGCGAGCAGAGCUCCUCUGCCCGCUCGAGGGCCAGCUUCAGAGAGGAGUGGUCUACGUGAUUUUCUGGGGUGUUCUCCAGAAUCUGGAAGAGAGGGGGCUGCGUCAUGUGGGAUGUCUUACGUCUUCCACCUGCCCUGCCAGCUGGGUGCUGGGCGCUGGAAAUACAAUAGUGGGCGAGACAGUCGUUUACCCUUGAGAGGCUCAGGGCCCCUGAGUUCUCGGGGAGACAGGUGACUCAGUGACAAGAGGGUGGGCCAAGCGCUACGUGGACCAAGUGCCCUGUGGGUCUCUGGUGGCUCUCUAGCUGGGUCUGGGGAUAGGCUGUAUGUGUAAGGGUGCCUCCCUACUUCCCCUAGUAACUUAAGCCAUGUGCCUUUAGGGUGAACCCUCCAGUAUAAACUGGCUGCACCUUUGAGAAGUAUGUUAACUUGCUGAAUAGCAACAUUUCAUUAUAUUUUUGGGGUCAUUGAUCCUUCUGAGAAAUCUGCUGAAAGCAAUGAAUCCCCUGCCACGGAAAAAACACAAUAAAACCAUGUUGUCAGCAUGUAGGAAAAUGCAUUCAUUUCAUUGGAAAGUGACUUCACACUAAUGUUCCAAAGGUAAAGGGAUAGAGGAUGCAAAUUUGUGUGGUCCCUCUGGAAAUUAGCGGGCCCAUCAGUAGACGACUCCUGUGCUUCAUUUACAGUUCCAAAAUGUGAAAAAGCUCUGAAAGCCUAAAGCUUUUUUCAUUACUCAUUUAGUGGCAAAACUUGACCUAAACUGAAGAGAUGUACUUUUUAAGUCUACUUAUAGUGAUUAUUCAUGAAUUUCACUGUAGAACUAUUAAUGUGUUGCUUAUCGGUGCUGCCCAGGCUUUGUUGGGGUGUCAUGUAAUAUACAGCAUUUGAAUUACAUUCUGAAUUCUGAAACACAUCUGGCCCCAAAUAUUUCAGGUAAGGGACUGUGGAUUAAUGUGUAUUAACGGGUCCAUUUGGUAUCAGAACUGUGACAUUAGCUCUGUAACAUAAGGUCUAUAUUGAGUUAACAUGGCUUACAGACCAGAGAUCAAGGCAUCGUCAAUAAAAGCAACAGUCUUAUAUUA
Molecule: messenger RNA, 4777 nt
Organism: Eubalaena glacialis (North Atlantic right whale)
Lineage: Eukaryota; Metazoa; Chordata; Mammalia; Artiodactyla; Balaenidae
Product: protein FAM228B
Exons: 10
Coding region: 300-1304 (334 amino acids)
Source: RefSeq, a predicted model, not a curated record